CCCUGGCAUGUCCCCCACAGUUCUAUAUAUGGGCCUGCCCUCUCCGGGCCGGUGGCACUGGCAUCUCAAGUGACACCGGAGAGGGAGGGAGGGUUUAUUUUUAGUCCCUGAAUGGAUCUGAGCUGGAGCCGGGCUCUCUGCCCCCGGCCAGGGCACGGCAUCAUGUUGUGCUGGGAGGGCUCUCCUGCGCGGCUCCUCGAAUGGCUCCGUCCCCGCCCGGGGCUGGGGGACAGGUAGGACGGGCUUUGUCCCCUCCCCGCGUGUCCUGCUGUCCCGCUGUGCCGCUCCUCCCUGCCCAGGGCCCCGGGCAAGGGCGGGGCUGCUGCCCUGGCUGUGCGGGAUGCCCGGGGUGCCCUGGGCUUCGGGAACGCUCGGGAACAUCAGGGAGGGGUUUUAGGUGGAUUGGGGGCAAAAUGGGUGGGAAAGGGGGGUGUGGGGUGUGAUGCUGCUGUGGGGAGAGCCCCAAACCUUCUGUGCAGCUCUGGGGAGCAUCCCAAAGCUCCUGUGCAGCUGUGGGGAGGGUCCCAAAGCUCCUGUGCAGCUGUGGGGAGCAUCCCAAAGCUCCUGUGCUGCCGUGCAGGGGAGCAGAGGCAGCGGGGACCAGAGGGGGUGGCAGUGGCCUCUCCCACUGCUGGCUGGGUUGUGGUCAGCAAGGCCAUCCCCGCUCUGCUGAAGUUGCCAGGGGCUUGGGCUGGAAUUGGGUGAGGGUGAGCAGAUGGAAGGGAGGAGCUGGGAGGAAGGCUUGGGGGCACACAGCUGCCCUCCGUGUGCCCACGGCGGUGCCACCCCCUCGUGCCUGACGUGUCGCCGCUCCCCUGCCGCAGGCAUGGAUAACUUCGAGUACAGCAUCCAGCUGAACGACCGCGAAUGGGCCGAGUUCUUCCAGGCUUCCGAGGAGUGCAGCCUGGCGCCGCCAUCGCUGGCCACGGCCGAGGAGCAGUGCCUCAGUGACAUUGAGCAAGGGGACGCCUCGGGACGCGACUGUCCCCUCAGCACCGACGGGGUGACCGCAGCCAGGCCGGGCAGCGAGCCAGCACUGCCUGGCACGGCCAGCGCUGCCCCACGUGGUGACAGCGCCGGUGGCACCGCCCCGCGCCGGCCGGAGCGCGGGCACCUCUGCGUGCCGGAGCUGCUGUCGGGCAGCGAGGACGAAGCGGAGCUGGGCUCUGUGGGCAGGUUCCUGUGCCACAGCGACAAGCCCAGCUGCCCGGCACCCGCUGCCAUGCCCAGCGCCCAGAGGAGGCAGCCACCACGGCCACCCGGGGCCGCCCCGGCUGGUGGCACGGCGCAGGGUGGCCCCGGGCAGGACACGGCGGUGGCAGCGGCCGGAGGCAGCCAGGCCAUGGAGCUCUCCGGACCCCCCGAGCAGGGCGGGGACGCAGGAGGGGGACAAGCCCUGCUGGCACAGCCAGAAGCUCCAGCAGCCUCUGUCUCCGCGGAGGGACCGGCCGAGAAAAGCGCUGUCCCCUCGGAGCCCGGGCUGCGGGGACCCGCGGGGGACCCCCCGAGCCCUUCUCUGGGGACGGUGCCCAGGGUGGCAGCGCAGGAGGAGAAGGCGGGCGCGGAGCCGAGCUCGCCGGGCGCAUCCCCCAGCGUGGUGAGGCCCAAGGUGCCGGCACAGCCGAGGAAGAGCCGCAAGCAGCGCGGAGCCGGCGGCACCGAGGGGGACAGGGACCCCCUGACAGCGGCACCGGGCGCCACCGCGGCCGGGAAGGCACCGCCGGGCUCCCCGGUGUCCCCGCGGAAGGGCAGAGCGAAGGACAAGGCGGCCAAGGGAGGGCUGGUGCGGCUGGGCAGCGAGGAGGCUGCGGAGAACAAGCGGGCACUGCCCGGCGCUGGCGUGGAUGGCGGCGAUGCCGGGACUGCUCCCCCCAAGCCCCGGGGCAAGGAGCCGGGGCCGCAGUCCCCGGGCAAGACAAAGGCCACCAAGGGCCCCAAGGCAGGGCAGGCCGGUGGCUUGGGCGUACGUGACAGUGUCCCAGCGGUCCCUGGCCACGGAGCCGCGGCUCCUCCAGGAGAGGAGAGCCAGGGGGUGCUGAGGAAUCCUCUCCAGCCCGGGAGCACGGCAGCGUUUGGAGGGAAUGCUGCUGAGGGGGCUGGGGGAGAGCCUGCUGCUGAGACCCCUGGACUGCCCAGGGCUGUGAGCCCCCUGUGCUUUGCUGAUGGGGCCUCUGGCAAGGCCAACUCCCUGGAUGUGACCUGGCCCGAGAUGUACGAGUACCUGUUUUGCGAUUCCCAGGAGGAGGAGGAGCUGGGCAGCUCCCUGGAGGGGCGGAAGUCGCCCUUGCAGAGGGAAAUCUCCUGGCCCGAACUGUAUGAGUACUUCUUCACCGAGCCAGAAGGAAGCAGGAAAAAAGGCAAAGCUAAAGACAGGAAAAGAAAGAAGUUCAGAGGCUUGGACCACCCUGGGCUGCACAAGGAGGCUCCCAGCUCUGCUCCAGACAAGGACACCGUGGUUAUCUCAGUCCCUGAGGCGUAUGAACACUUCUUCCCAGAGCCAGCCCCCAACAGGAUGGGCUGGAGAGGGAUUUUCUCCCUGGCUCCGGCCUCAGAGGUGAAGAAAGCUGUGGGGGCUCUGAGGUCCCUGCUGCAGAGGCAGGGGCAGCUGGGGGGAGGCCAAGCCCCAACCUCCCAGGCCCUGGUGCCCAGAAGAUCCGGAGAGGAGCUCGCCCUGGUCCCGCUGGGAGGAGCCCAGGUGUGGCCAGAAGAUGAGGACAGGGCCCUGGCACUGAGAGGAGCAGCAGAGGAGCCGCGGGUGCUGAGCCACAAGGACAUGUGCCUGGUCUUCUGUGCCUUCGCCUCCUGGGCUGUGAAGACAUCUGACCUGCAGGCUCCGGAUGCCUGGAAGACCAUGUUCCUGGCAAGCUUUGGCACCCUCUCGGCCAUCCGCUACUUCCGAAGGCAGGUCAGGGAAGGGCACCCCCGGACUUAACCCCUGCCGCGCUGGAGCCGCUGCCCGGGGCCGGGACUUUGUUCUGGACAGUGGGAGAAGCCUGGAGGCAGCCCCAAGAGCUUCCCCGGCCCCAUCCGCGACGGGACAGGAUGGCACAGGGAGCGGGAGCCUCCCGGCGGCGGGAACUGACGGUAGGACAGGACAGGACAGGACAGGACAGAGGCUGACAGUGCCAGCGGGUCCCUCCUCCCCGCUGGAGUCACCUGGUGGCACAGGAAAGCACGGAGGAAGCAGGGAAGUGCUUCAUCCCGACAAAAGAGCCGGGAUAUCUCUGAAGGAGCUUUGGGAAGAGCCUGGGCUGGGCAGCAGCCCCCGGGGGAUGCAGGGCUCGCUGCCAAGCGCUCCCAUGACCGCUCCGAUCGCUCCAGGAGGAUCAAAUCCUCUCGGGUUUCACUCCAAGACGUCCCAGCUCGGGGAUGAGGUUUCUGCCGCACGUGGCUGCCGCAGCCCCGGCUGGGUCUGUCCCUGGGGACAGCUGCGGCAGGGACACGUCCCCAUCCCGCAGCAGAGGACGGGCAGGGGUCACCCGGGGGAAGGGACAGCCGGGGAGGGCAGCAGGGACAGGGGCUGAGCGCAGGGAGGUGUCAGGAGAAGGGACAGGAGGAUGUUGGAGGGGAGGGAGAAGGGAGGGCAGGUUUGGCUGUGCCAAGCAGCAGGGAAAGGCUCUGGAUAUUUGAUUUAUUUCCUUUUGUGCCUCCCGUCCUAGAGAGGCAAAGCUGGCUGGGGGAGAUGUGGGGUGAGGGGAGCGUGGGUGGAAGCUGUGGAAUGGAAAAUGAAAUGGUUCAGUUCCCCCUCUCCCCAGUGCCUCCCUCAGCACCCCAGGGCAUUAUUGAGGAGGAAUUUCCUCCCCUCACCAGCCUGGUGACAGCACCAGCGAGGGACUGAGCUCCACGGGGGCUCUGCCCUGUGUUUGUGAGCUGACAGCAGGGAGGGGAGGACUCUUUCCUUGUGCUGAAGGCUUUGAGGGCUGCAGGGGUGGGCUGGAGGCCGUGGGUGACUGCUGAGAGGAGGGCACAGCGAGAUCUGGGACAGGGGGUUAGGGCUGGACAGGCUCUGCAUGGCCUGGAGCAGCUCAACACCCACUGGGAGGGCUUCUGUGGAGGAGGAGAGCAGAUGGAACGUGCUGGAAGCUUCUAAUAAAGUUCUAUCUCAUUUACUACUUCUGUGUCCAUCGCUCUGUCUGUGGGGAGCCCUUAAGGGAGCCCUGGGCUUUGCAGGAGGAUAAAUCAAAGUGUGUGCAGAGCCAGAGGGGUUUGGAGCCCUGGGCACAUGGGGCAGUGUCCCCUGUGUCCCUGUUCCUGCCCCUCUGAGGCAGGCCUGGCUGCCAGGUGGCACCAGCAGGGUCAUCCCUGGCUCAGGAGCUCUGGGCUCCCCUGAACAGAUCAGGGGCAGCAGGCACUGCCUCCAUCCCCUCCCUGCUCCCCAUCCCUCUGCAUCCAGCAAUUCCCAGAGCUGCUGGGCUGGAAGCCACUGGGUGUAGCCCUGGCCCAAGUGAUUGAUGGCUGUCCCAGGGAUUGAGGGUUCACUGAUCCUGGCGGGUUUCUGGCCAAAACCCUUCAUUGAGGACACUUGUGGUGCACGGCCUGCUGCAGGGACAGGAAGGGGACAGGGCUAUCUGCUGGGGUCUGGGGGCUGCUGGAUCUGUCCCAGGCCAGCCCCUGGCUCUGGGGACCUGCCCUGCUCCAGAGGGGAGGCCCUUGGGGUGGGGACAGUGACUCCUGGCUGUCCCUGAGCUUCUCCAGCAGGGAGCCCCCGAAUUUUGCCCCUCCAAAGGGGGAAUGUCCCACUGUCUCCAUGCCCCUACCCCAGGGCUGUUCCCAGGAGUGCUCCGAGGGUGACAGGAGGUGCCUGUCACCCUUUGCUGUCUGUGAUAUUUGCUGUGUGACCCUUCAGAGCUGGGCCCAGGAGAUGCCAGCAGGACUUGGCAGCCAGAGAGGUGCCAGCAGGUCACAGGUGCACUCCACACUCCUCUGAUCCGCCCUGGAGGGACAGGAUGUGAUGAAUAUUUCAGGAGCUGCAGGCUCUCAGCUGGCUGCAGGAGUGAAAGGAAUUACUGAAAGGUCCUUCUGGUCUCAGGGGAUCCAGGAGCCUCUGCCACGCUCCACCAGGGAGCAGAGCAGCCUGAAAUUUUAAUGCUUGGUUUAUUCUCUGACCUUUCCAGCUCUCUCCUCCGCCUCACAGCAAGGCCAGGCAUGCCUGGGAUUUUUAUCCACGGCCAAAAUGGAGAUUAAACCUCGCAAAUUCAAUAUACCCAAGGAUUUCUCCUAGACUAAAGCUGCCAGGACCGAGGGACUGAGGGGACAGCCGGGACCUCGCACCUCACCCGGCACAAUCACAGCGACCUUUGGGCAUCCUGCAUGCCCCGAGGUGCUGCCCGGCCCUGGUGCCAUCCCUCCCUGCACGUAGCUCCCUCAUCUGACACCUCGGCAGUGCCAGGCACAUGAAAAAGUCAGGCAGGUGCUGCCCGAGGAGCUGCCCCGUAUUUCAUCCCACCCGGACACCCAGGGAUGCCUCUGCCCCUUUUCCUGGGAAUGGCCUUGGCUGCAGCAGCUCCUUCCCUCUGAAUUUCUCUUCCCUCGGAAUUUUCUUUCACUCGGAUUUUUUCCCACUCGGAUUUUUCCUUCACUCUGACUUUCCCUUCACUCUCACUGCUGAAACCAGAGCAGAGCUUCCCAUGGGAAUUUCGGCGGAAUUUUCGCCACCCUCCAGAGGGGUUUUGGGGGGUUGGUGCUGUGCCAGCCCCGGCCGAGCAGAGGGAGAAGUGGCAGAAGCUCCGGUUACUCCGGUCCUUGCAUAUUUUGGUGGAUUCUCCCACCCACAGGGCACCCGGGGAGUUGCUCCUCACGGCCCGGAGCGGAUCCCGAACACCCCCGGGAAGGGAGGGGCGGGUCCUUCCCCAAGUAAAGAGAAUAAAAAUUCAGGAAUUCCCCAUCAGAGCAGCAGUGAUGGGCAAAAAUGCACCUCCAUCAAAGCAGAGGAUGGCAAAGAGAGGGAGAUGAUCCCAGGGGAUGCACAUUGGGAUUGUCCAAUCUCAGAAAUCCACAGGGAAGUUUAAUAUCCGCAGGAGGGGGAUCUCCCCCUGCGAUCAUUGCAGGUACUGCUGUUGCAAGUCAAUUGAAAUAUGAUGGUGACCCUCAAAGUGUUCACUCCCAGUACAUUUGGGAUGUCCCCUAGCACAGUUUUGUUCAGAAUAAAUCGAUCUUUUGGGGCUUAUCAGAUACAAAUCCUCCCCAAACCUGAGAGAAAACAACAACAGCUUCCAGACCUGAACCCACACACUCCCGAAGGUGUUUUACAGAACUGAGCACCAGCCACAGCUAAAAAAUUAAACAGCUCUUCAACCAGCCACAUUUACAUUUAAAUACACAGAACCCACUCAGCCUUUACAUGUAAACUUUGUUGGGAACCUCCCGAAAAACCCGAAAAUACAACCGGAGAUAUUCAAGUACAAAUGGUUGUGGUUGCAUCAGAGAAGGAACCAAAGCAGAGGUUUUGUUGCUGUGUUACAUUUGCAGCCUCUGCAGGGAACAAAGGUUAAGAAUUCAGAGCCUCAGGUGAAAACAUUUGGAUUUGCUGCUGACCUCCCAAAAGGAUCUGGUGAAGAGGCUGUAAAAUACCAACCCUGAGACUCUGUUCCUUGUUUGUGUCCUGCCCUGGCUCUGGAGGGGCCCCGAGGGACAUCAGGGACACCCCAGCCCCCUGGCAGUGCUCUGGAGUUUCUCCUCGGGGGGAUUUUCUCCCCUCCUUGCCUGGACAGCCACAGGCAGCACUUGGGAUGAGCCCAGGACAGGGAGGAAAGGAGGGAUCCCCAGAUUUGGGGGGAUUUGGGGUUUCCUCUGCAGGGAAGACCUCAGGGAGCACAGCUCACCUGGCAUUUUCCUGGCAUCAGGUUUGGAGGCAGCACUGGCAGGAAGGUGGAAAGAAAACCCCACUGUGCUCAGACCUGGUUGGGGUUUUGGGGUUUUUUCCCCUCCACCUCCUGCCUGCUGCCUCUGCUCUGGCAGGAGGACAGGGCUGGGAGCUGCCAGGAUGGGCAGUGCCCUGGGCAGCCUGGCAGCCUCCAGAGCUCUGGCUGUUCCCAGGGGAUCCUCACAGGGGCCAGCUGAGGGCUCUGGUGCAAACGAGUCCAGCUAAUCCAGGCACCUUUUGGGUCCUCCCUCUGAACACCGAGUCCCCUUCACCCGAGGGAGCCUGACCCUUUUUGCUCUGGGAUUUUCUGGGGCAGAGCUGGUUUUGUGAGCAGCCUCCUGCAGCCCCACAGAGC
This is a messenger RNA of Serinus canaria (Common canary), 7217 nucleotides long. It is a transcript of the gene PERM1, whose product is annotated as PPARGC1 and ESRR induced regulator, muscle 1. The transcript is spliced from 4 exons. NCBI's taxonomy places the organism in Eukaryota, Metazoa, Chordata, Aves, Passeriformes, Fringillidae. Gene Ontology annotation, biological process: response to muscle activity; regulation of DNA-templated transcription. The record is from RefSeq and is a predicted model, not a curated record. The coding region runs from base 716 to 2932 and encodes 738 amino acids. Gene Ontology annotation, cellular component: nucleus; cytoplasm.